AUGUCGUCCAAAAUAUUUCAUCGCCAAUACUAUUUCACCUUUGGCAGCAACAUGAGUUUGACACAAAUGGCAGAACGUUGUCCCGGAAGCACUUUCAUCGGGAAGGCCACACUGCGAGGAUAUAAAUGGCAGAUCAACCAGAGGCAUGUGGCGAACAUUGUCAAAGUCACCGAAGGCGUUUCAAGUGGACCAGCAGGCCAGGCUGAUGUGGUCGAGGGUCUUGUGUUCUCCAUUACCGAUAAGGACCGUCGGACUCUGGAUCGCAAGGAAGGCAUCAAACUCGGUGUUUAUGAACGAGUCGUGCUGAAUGUUUUUCUGGAGCGACAUCCAAAUUUAACCGAGAAAAAGACAGCGUUUGUUCGAGACAGGCUUCAAGAUAAGCCUUGUGACAUUGGCGAAAAUGCAGCAAAUCUACAGCCCAAGCUGCCAGUCCUGUCCAAAAGGCCGCCGCCCUCAGUAAGAAGUCCGGCAGCCGAGGUGGAAGAAAUUGAGGCGAUCACAUACCUGAGCACCAAGUAUGCUGAAGAUGGACUGAUACGACUCGAGUAUGUCCAAAGGAUGGAAAACGCAAUACACGAUGCCGUGAAGCUCGACGUUUCGCGGGAUUUCGUGGAACGGUAUCUUGAACCUUACAUCAAUGGAGAUGUGUAUCAACCGGAAGAGGACGUCCAAGAAAAGCCCUCGACUUCCAAUCCGUCUGUCUCACAGACUGUCUGCGAAGAAAGGAAAAUGAAGGCAAAAGGCGGACCUGUUUUGCACUCCGCUGCUGCACAGAAGCCAGAUCACGCCCAUCGAGCUCAUCACACCAGAAAAAGGAGCCACGGCGCAAACGCCAGGAAACAGCCUCUCCGAGGCGAAGAUAGAGAAAGCAGGAGAGCCCACCCACGAAUAGGCGAAGAAGAACCAGUCUCAAGAAAGGAACGAGACAAAGAGCCCGCCGGCUUUUGGUCCUCCAUGUCGUCAAUGUUUGGCUCUGGUCAGAGUCAAGGCACCGCGAAAUCUCCUCAGGAUCGCUAA
Molecule: messenger RNA, 1017 nt
Organism: Penicillium canescens
Lineage: Eukaryota; Fungi; Ascomycota; Eurotiomycetes; Eurotiales; Aspergillaceae
Product: gamma-glutamylcyclotransferase family protein
Exons: 1
Coding region: 1-1017 (338 amino acids)
Molecular function (GO): gamma-glutamylcyclotransferase activity
Source: RefSeq, a predicted model, not a curated record